Molecule: messenger RNA, 1009 nt
Organism: Daucus carota subsp. sativus
Lineage: Eukaryota; Viridiplantae; Streptophyta; Magnoliopsida; Apiales; Apiaceae
Product: putative germin-like protein 2-1
Exons: 2
Coding region: 108-776 (222 amino acids)
Cellular component (GO): cell wall
Molecular function (GO): manganese ion binding
Source: RefSeq, a predicted model, not a curated record
UCCAUAUCUUCACAACUUAACUCGAUCCAAGCUCAUCAUCAUUUGUUUUCUUAAACUUUGUUCAUCUCUUAGAUCACAAAAGGUACAGCUAAACCUAAAGUUGGAAGAUGGCUUCUUCAUUGGCAUCUAAUAUUCUCUUCAUAGGAUUCCUAAUUAGUACCUCGACUUGCUUCGUUGCUUUGGCCACGGAUAAUAAUCCUCUUCAGGAUUUCUGCGUUGCUGAUGCCAAUAGCCCAGUGUUGGUUAAUGGACUUGUUUGUAAGGACCCCAAGGUGGUAACCGAAAACGAUUUCUUUACUAGCGGAUUGAACAUAGCUGGUGACACAUCAAAAAAUCUGGUGGGAUCAAACGUAACAACAGUUAAUGUUGCCAGGAUUCCUGGACUCAACACUCUCGGCAUUUCUCUUGUUCGUAUCGACUUUGCACCAUGGGGAAUCAAUGCUCCACACACCCAUCCUCGUGCUACUGAAAUUCUGACCGUCAUAAAAGGUACACUUCGGGUGGGAUUUGUCACCUCAAAUACAGAAAAUCGUCACAUCACCAAAGUCCUCAAUGAAGGAGAUGUGUUUGUGUUCCCAGAAGGUCUUAUACAUUAUCAGCAAAACAUUGGACAUGAUAAUGCGGUAGUGAUUGCUGCUCUUAGCAGCCAAAAUCCCGGGGUUAUCACCAUUGCAAACGCUGUAUUCGGAGCCAAUCCUGAUAUAUCGGCUGAUAUUCUUGCCAAGGCUUUCCAGCUGAACGAAAACACCGUCAAACAACUGCAGGCACGAUUUUAAGCAGAUGAACAUUCUGGAUUCAUGAAAUAGUGUGUUAUGGCUGCUGAGACGUUGAAUUAGUGUUCGGCGUCAUUUGAUUUGAAAUUGUUGCUUCGUCUUAUAAUCUUUGUAUGGCAAUAUAUGCUCUUCUCGAUUUCGAGCUUCAAAUAAAAACCUCAGGUGAUUGGGGUUGUUUUGUUUUAUUUAGAAAUCUGUAAGCUUUUAAACAUUUAUUUCAGUAUUUAAAUUAGUCA